AUACAUACAAUCAACAAUUACAAACACUGGCUCAACUAAUCACACAUUCCGGACAUUAAUUAAGGAGUCAUUGCAUUAUUCAUAUAUAUGCUGAAGAGGCAAAUCCAUGGAUGGAAGAUUUUGGUUUCCUGCGCUUUCAAGACCGAGGGAAGAUUGUAAAUAUUGUCUGCAGCAGGGUAAGGAGGUGCAACAAGAGCGCAGCAAGGAAAAGGAUGAAUGACCAUGGACCGUUGAAGUAAUGAUGCCCAACUUUGCCAUGCUUUUGAUCCAAGGUGAACUGUAUGUAAUACCUUGUUGAUAUCACUAAAUAACUCUUUAUAAAAGAACGUUUCCUUG
Molecule: messenger RNA, 336 nt
Organism: Rubroshorea leprosula
Lineage: Eukaryota; Viridiplantae; Streptophyta; Magnoliopsida; Malvales; Dipterocarpaceae
Source: the annotation of a GenBank genome assembly